This is a messenger RNA of Malaya genurostris, 1374 nucleotides long. RefSeq lists its product as uncharacterized. The transcript has 3 exons. The coding region runs from base 222 to 1139 and encodes 305 amino acids. The record is from RefSeq and is a predicted model, not a curated record. Lineage: Eukaryota; Metazoa; Arthropoda; Insecta; Diptera; Culicidae.
UAUAAAACAUGUACUGACAUAUGGAAGCGUAAAUCAAAAAUAUAAGAAAUUAUCAAAAUAUUUACUUGCUGUGCGUUUUGUAAAAAAUACAACUAAGUUUAACAUGUAUAAUAUAAGUUCUAUUAAAACUUGAAAAUACUAAUAAACUGACUGGCAAGAAAGCUAUUUGAAAUAUUGCCGAAUAAUCUCGAAAUUUCUGGAAGGCUGUUUUCCUCCAGCCUAUGAUGUCUUCUCCGCCAUUCCAUCAUUUCGGUUUUUACCACGGAACAAAGAAGAUCGCUCCGUUGAAGAUUCGGAACCCUAGUAUUCAUCCAUCUCAAAUAAUGCCUUCACCUAGUGGUGUGCCGUUUAAUGUUAACGAUAUGCCCUGGUGCUAUAACGGGAAACCAGGUCAACUGAUGGAAUUCAAUGCGGUUAUUAGAGCUAGCCCGAUAAUGCCAGGACAGCUACAAAUGGGACAAUUUAUGUCGCUACCGCAUGGAACCGCUGCCAUGUGUCCGGACAUUCGCAAACGAAAAACUGAGCCGGAUGUAGCGCCGAUCCCAUCAAAACUGUUCCUUACUGAAGAUGCAAUGGCAUCGCAUCUGAACAAUUUACAUUUGUCAUCGGAGUACAUAACGCACAAUAUCGAAACAACAUCGGGUGAUUUGCUGGCAGCAUCGGAAAAUUUUUCACCAGGUUCGCCACUGGACGAUGAAAUGUCCUUUGGAGAAACACCAGUCACAAACAACCAUCACAUAUUCAUGUCUCCGCAGGAGUUGGAGGAACGUCUCCGGAAAGCUCAACGCAUUUCUCUAUGUGAAGAAGUUAGACAGCUAGAUAAACAAACCGAAAUAUUACCACAAGCAUUGCUGCAACGGAUUGAAAAACCCUGUUCCGCAUUAGUACUUUGGCAACCACCUCAGACCCUAGAGAAACUUGUUACGAAAGUGAGUGAGGCACUGAAGAAUAAAGAAAAGAAAAAUGAGCAGGAAGUAGCGGAAUCGCGUAGGCCCACUAACGAAAUGACGGGGAUGAUGGGCAUUGAUGACACGCUUCCCGAUCUGCCGGAUUACGACGAGGAUCUUGACUUUGAGGAAAAUAAUAAUAAUGUAGCUUCGAUGGGAGAUCUCAACAAUGUCAUGGAUAUUGAAAUGUAGUUCAGGGUGAAAUUUGGAAUGUGAAUGUGACGCGUCCGUGAAUGUGAGCUUUUAUUGGCAUAUCUGGUUAAAAUUCUAUCAUGUUAGGUGUGUUGGUAAUCAGAUUGUCAAAGAAACUAUUUGUUUCCCCAUUUGGCGUGUGUAUGUAAACAUCUCUUAUUAAGUAACAUUACCCAAAAAGCCGGUUUAUACUUUUUGGUGAUUCUUGUAUAACAAAUAUAGAAUGUCGAAUCGA